AUGGCGACUCUAUCAUCUUUGCCAAAUGAGGUCUUCAACGAGAUCGUAGGCCAUCUACCGCGAAAGAGCCAGCUUCUUCUGAGACAGUGUUCCAAAACCCUCGAAGCCAAGUCUGAUAAAGAUACGCUAUUCAGAACCCAGCGGUACUAUCACUCAAUCAUCGAUAUCAAAAAUUUGGUAGCCUUCUCGACAGACCCCGCUCACGAUAACGCAAGAGCCAGAUGCAAGACCCUGGUACUUGAUACUUUCUCUCCAUCUUCCAUGAAGAUCCGCUGUAAAAUCCGAUUAGAAAAUGGAGAGAAAACAAUGCAGACGAUAGCAAUAUCCACGCCUAAGUUCAAUAACCACCAGGUUGUUGAACUCCUCACCACCGCGUUGGAUAAUUUACCAAAUUUGGAAUGUAUCGAGUUUAUGACUACUCCUGAUGUUGGAGACGUUCCGAAUGCGAUUUUACAAACCCAUUAUCCUGGUCUUGGGUUUGAUAUCAGGGAAGAGAAGCCUGGAAAAUGGUUUAAAAAUGCUUAUCGGAAUGCAACGGCACACGCGUAUCCGCAUGAGAAUCAGACAUUUGCGAAUGCAAUGACAGCUAUAUCACGAUCUAACUGGCAACCAAAGGUAAUUCGAUUUCCAGAGCUUACGGAUGUAAGAAGAUGGACGUGGAAGUCUCAAUCCUCGAAACGAUAUAUGCCCAGCAACGGCCCAUCACUCGAAUGGUUUGUCUACACAGACGACAGGAUACUAGAAGCAUUACAACCCCGGCUUCAAAAUCUGAGAAAACUCGAGAUUCCACUGUUUCUUGGGGAUUCCGACGAAUACGAUUAUGAAGCCGAUGAAACACAUGAGGAUCUUAUAAAGGCGCGGCCCGAAAUUACUCAUUUUCUACAAAUGGUUCCCAACUUGGAGGAAUUACGCUUCAAAGUUGGUAGCCUUAUAAGAAUAAACACCCCGGAUGACUCGGGAGGAUGGAUCCCACUUCAAUUCCCAAUCAACCCAGUCGACGUAGGAUCUCUCAGAUUCAACAACCUUCGAAUCCUCUCCCUCCUCGAACAAGCUUUCGUAAAGGACGAACUCAAGACAUUCUUGACAUAUCACAAAAACACCCUUCGCAAAAUCGAAUUGAUCAAUUGUGUCCUCCACUCCCCCCACCAGCUAUGGUCAGGAAUCUUCGAACUCAUACGAACGGAUCUCACACUAUGGUCAUUCGAAUUCCACACCGAAUACCCCAAAAUGCAUCAGCAUACGGCAGAACAUCUAAGAAUAGUCCCCUGGUUCCGCGUCUACGGGAACGUACGAACAGCAGACCAUCGCUGUGAACUAUUCCCCAAAGACGAGUCCCACAAACAAGAAAACACACACCGCAUCGAUUUCGAUCAAGCAAUGCGAGUGGUAGCCGUUCUAGAAUAUAAAGUCGUCCUAGAAAACAACCCGGUGUUAAACGCCGAAAAGCAGGAUAUACUUAACAGGCUGACACUACUCCGUCAGGGGUUAUCACCGGACGACCCUGGUGUUCAAUUACAUGAGUCCCAAGUACGUGUGAUGAUGCGACAGUUAUCAUCUCGUCAAUUAGCUAUGAAAUUUCAAGGCAUCCAGCCGAAAGAUAUCAGAGACGAACUUAUGGCACUAGGCGUCAAUGGGUUCGAAAUGGAAAACAAGGCUAGUCAUUUUGGUCAGUUUAAUUCUCACACUACUGUCCUUAGGUCUGAUGGUUGUCUUAAACGUACAGCAGUGAGUACAGCUUAA
This is a messenger RNA of Orbilia oligospora ATCC 24927, 1740 nucleotides long. RefSeq lists its product as uncharacterized. The transcript has a single exon. Bases 1 to 1740 code for a protein of 579 amino acids. NCBI's taxonomy places the organism in Eukaryota, Fungi, Ascomycota, Orbiliomycetes, Orbiliales, Orbiliaceae. Gene Ontology annotation, molecular function: protein binding. The record is from RefSeq and is a predicted model, not a curated record.